This is a messenger RNA of Scaptodrosophila lebanonensis, 4221 nucleotides long. RefSeq names its product BAI1-associated protein 3 (gene unc-13-4A). The transcript has 10 exons. The coding region runs from base 1 to 4071 and encodes 1356 amino acids. The record is from RefSeq and is a predicted model, not a curated record. NCBI's taxonomy places the organism in Eukaryota, Metazoa, Arthropoda, Insecta, Diptera, Drosophilidae.
AUGAGUUUCCUCAGUUCCAUGCAACAAUAUGUAACAAGUGGCAUAUCCAGUCUGGGUCUGGGAAAUCGACGGUUCUCGCUAUCGCGCCAGGAAUCGGCAGAGCAGCAACAGCAGCAACAACAACAGCAGCAACUUGGCGCUGCCGCAGCUGCAGGUACCAUAUCCGUUGGCUUGCAACAGCAGCAGCUGACACCACAGCAGCAGCAACAACAGCAACAGCUCCUGCAGCAACAACAACAUGGACACGCACCACUACAACAACAGGCGAGCAUAGGCAGCGGAAUUGGCGGUGGCAGUGGUGCUGGCAUUUAUGGCGCCCCCGCCGCCCCCACUGCCACUUCCGGUGCGGGAGCUGGCGGUGGCAAUUACCCCGCUGGCGGUGUGGUUAUCGGCAAUCCGAACGCCACAAAUCCAUUACUGGGUUAUCCAAAAGUGGUGCCGCCGCCGGGCACUACAAAUUCGGCAGGCGGCACACCCAUAGGCUCACGGCGACAAUCACGGGCCUUGGAGUGUUUGGCACCUCCUCGUACCGGUUCGUUUCGACAGCGCAACUCGCCAUUGCAUCAGCCCGAUCCGCCGCCACGACCACCAUUGGCAUUUUGCAAGCGACGCUUAAGCUGGCCGGAGGUGGAUCCGCGCUCCAACUCGGGCGUUCAGGAAACGGAUGGCUCGUAUUUUGAGAGUUUCACAUCCUUGGGCUGGAAACGUGAAAAUCGUCGCAUGUCAGCGACGCGUGCUGCCGAAGCACGUGCCGAGGCUAAUCCGGAAAACGAACGUGAUCCGCCAGCUCCCGAGGAGACCAUCGACCGACAGGACGAAAAGGAGAAGCUGUACGUUGAGGUUUUGCAUACAAUCGCCAAUACUGUGGGCGCACCGGCGCCUGGUGGACAGUUCACACACUACAAGGACGAAAUGUAUUUGCAUGCACAGCGCGCCUUUGGCGUCAAUCCGGAUCGUCAUUAUCGCCUGUUGCAUGCCUCGGCGGAGGAUAAACCGAAAAUAAUCGUGCUCUCAGCGGUCGUCAUCGAGGCAGAUGGUUUGGAAGCUAAGGAUGCGAAUGGAUUUUCGGAUCCCUACUGCAUGCUGGGCAUACAGCCGGAUGGUGGGCCACCAGUAUCGCCAUUGCCGCUGCCCCCGACGCCUCGGGCGCUUUCCGCAGAUAUGAGCGGCUUCGACAACAGUGUGACCGACUCGCCGCCGCAUCGUAAGCACAGCUUUCGCUUGAGCUUCAAAAGACGUGAGGCGGGACGUCGUGAGCAACGUGACUCGUUGGGUGGUCCUGUGCCCGCCAAGCUGAUCAAAGCAACGACCAUUAAGCCGCACACACUGAGUCCAAAGUGGAACGAGAAAUUCAAAUUUGACAUCGAUGACAUCAACACGGACACCUUUCACCUGGACAUUUGGGACCACGAUGACGAAAGCUGUGUGAUGGACGCCGUCUCGCGUCUGAACGAGGUGCGCGGCGUGCGUGGAUUGGGUCGUUUCUUUAAGCAGGUCUGUCAGUCUGCCCGACAGGGCUCCCAGGAUGAUUUUCUCGGUUCGGUGAACAUUCCCCUCUCCGACAUACCGUCAACGGGUCUCGAUGCCUGGUUCAAGUUGGAGGCGCGCAGUCAACGCAGCACCGUACAGGGCCGCAUUCGUCUCAAAAUGUGGCUAUCGACGCGUGAGGAUCGCGGUGCCGCUGAAGAGAACACCGAGCAGCAGGUGCGAAAAAUCGAGCAGCUGCAAAUGGUGUUCAUGCAGCACGAGGUGACCACCCAUGAGCCCUCAUGGACGUGGUGUGGCGAUUUGCCAGGUCCGGCGCUAACAAUUCUACAUCAGUUGGCCGUGCAGGCGGAUCUCUCGGACCUCCAUUGUGCCAUGGCCAGGUAUGUGGCGGCAGCCAAGCUAAAUCGCAGCACUCCACUGGAUCCAAAGUUUCUGCAUCGUCUGCUCAGCGAUGUGGAAAAACAAUGGAAUCAACCAAAUCAGGAGGCUCUCACCCGCGACUUGGAGCAAUGGCUGGCCGAGGCCAUGAAUGGUUUUGUGGAACGUUCGCUCAAUCAAAUACGUCGCCAUCGCGACAUUUUUCCCGCCCUAAAUCCGCCCUCCCUCAUACGACUGGAGUUCCUGCUGCGCUGUCUGGGUCUGUUGGGCUCCAUGCGAGCCUUUCGUGCUGUCUGCCCCUUCAACAAGGGCGUGCGCGGCGAGGUGGUGAAUGCACUUCGCAAAGGAUCGGUGAUGUGGGGCCAGAAUGUGUUGCGCGAAUCGCAGUGUUUGCCGAAUCCAUUGUCGAAUUUCGUAACAACAUUAACGGCUGACAUUCAACUGGGUCAGACCUACUAUCAUUCGCUAUUCGACAACACGAAUGGCAUACAGUAUUUCAGCAUCAUCUACAAACAGUACGAUGCAAUGGUCGGUGACGAGGUCUACACACGCAUGGCCGCCGGGCAGGUGCCGGGUGUACGGAUGAGCUUGGCUCAGUAUGCCGUACUCGAGGGUGAGGCCGAGCCGAUUGAUACGAAGCCGUUCGAAUUGUUUUUGGCGCUGCAGGAGUUUUGCCAACUGAAACGUCAUCUAUCCGCACAGCCACAGCCGCCGGAGAAGCCGCUGGCACUUUCGAACAGCCACGAAUGGUUUAUACCCACCUUCGAGCGAUGGAUGAUGAUGAGCAAAGCGAAGGCAUUGCAGCGUAUACGCGCCGCCAUACGCAUGGACGCGAUUUGCGAGGGUGAGCGCAUUGUGCGCUACAGUAGUUCCUCCGUAGACACGGCCUCGACGCUGCUCAAUAUCAAGGAGUUCUGGAAGGUCAUCAAUUGGCCGGAUGAGGAUACGGCCAUCAUGCUGGAGUCACAGCUAAUCGAUGUCGUCUGCUCGGCAGCCAUGCAUUAUUGCGAUCUCAUACACACAGCAUUGGCGGACAGCGGCUAUUAUGAACAGCAGGGUCCUUUUCGAUGCUCCGACGACAUGUGUGUGACCGUAAACAAUGUGGAGUAUGUGCGUCGCACUCUAGCCGAGUUUCGCUCGGACGAACAGCCGCUCGAGGAGUCAGCAGACAAUUUACUGGAGUCCAGUUUGACGCACAUGGAGAAUCGCUGUGAGCGCAUCCUGUCCAAGCUGGCACCACUCAUGCAAAUGUCGCUGCAGAAGGCAGUGUUCCAUUUGGCCUGGUCCCCAGACUCACUUCCCGCAAAUCAGGCCAUUGUGCCACUCCUCGAGUACUUGGAUUGCCAUCUGGCCGCGUUAAAUAGCGCUCUGCUCACCAAAAACUUCAAUCGCUCGCUGCGCUUCAUCUGGAAAACGGUGCUGGGCGAGAUGUCGCGCCAAAUGGAAACUGGCGAUGAAACGGACAAGCCCACCCAUUUCCAUAAACGGCUAUACGAAGCGCUUCAGCUACUCGUCGACUUCUUCCAUGCCGAGGGUCAGGGUCUGCUUCUGGAAUGCCUCCACACUGAGGACUUUUGGCGCAUCGAGCAACGUCUGCAAUUCCACAAAACGGAAACGGAUCGACUCAUCGAUAUGUUCUAUAUGAAUCGGUUGCGUGAACAACUGGUGGCUGUUAGUCCCGGACCAUACGGUUCUCUGGCCGUACGCGCUUACUUCAAUCAUGAUUCGCUGUGCGUCGAGGUUCUGCAUGCGCGUGAUGUCGUACCGCUCGACCCGAAUGGGUUCAGUGAUCCAUUUGUGGUCAUUGAGUUGCUGCCGCGACGCAUCUUCAUGCACUGCAUGGAACAGCAGACGAAUGUGCACAAGCGCACCUUAAAUCCCAUAUUUGACGAAUGUUUUGAGUUCUCGGUCACUUUGGAGCAAUGUCUGACUGAGGGCGCCAUGAUUUGUUUUACGGUCAUGGAUCACGAUGUGUUGACGGCCAACGAUUUUGGGGGCGAAGCCUACUUGGCUCUAGGCAAUAUACCAGGGGUGGCCGACUACAGCACCAGUGUGGACAACUUUCAUGGUCUGAAGCAAAUCGAAUUGCCGCUUAUGCAGCAAAAGGAUAAAUGCAAUCCCAUAUUGCAGAUACUUGAGCUGCGCAUCAAUGACAAACAGGCGCAGGACUUUGUACGCAAACAGAAGGCGCGAUUCAUCAACUGAUUCUAAGUGCCCGAUGGGAACGUAAGUUUUGAGGAGAGCUAUGUAUUAGAAAUGUUUGUAAAACGAAUUUCAGCAUGCAAUGAAAUUGCAAAUUAAAAGAAGAGAUGAUCGCUGCUUAACAACAAUUUUGUUUUCCACUUAAAGCUACGU